UUCUAUCCCCCACCACGCCAGCUCUCUAUGCUCCGCCCUCUAUCCCUCCCCCGCCAGCUCUCUAUGCUCCCUCCUACCCCUCCCCGUGCUCCUCCCUCCAACCUCUCUAUCCUCCUUGCAGCCCCACUAACCCCCAGCCCAGGCUCACUAUGUUCCCCCCUCCUCUGGCUCUUUGUUUCCCCCUCCAGCUCCUCUGUCCCCUUCCCUCGGCUCUCCAUGCUCCUCCUUCCGGCCCCUCUAUCCCCAUUCCCCUCCCCCGGCUCUCGUGCUCCUCCCGUCCCGAGCUCGCUCUGCCCGCGGCUUUUCCCCGCGGCUCUCGGUGCGCCCUCACCGGCCACUCUAGCCGCCCUCUCUAUGGCCUGGCUGUGCGCCUCUCGGGGCCGCCCUUCGUGGGCGGAGCUCGGGCUGUUUCUGGGGCGGGGCUGCGGCUGGCGCGCGGGCAGAAGCCGUCGGAGUGUGGCCAGAAUGCACAUGAUUGGGGUUUGCACUGCUUCCCUGGGCUCGCUUGGGCUUAUGCGUUUUUUUGGUGUGCCCUGGUCAUGGAGUCUGGCAGCCACAUUGGGUGUUUACAUUGGCAGCGGAGGAUGGAGGUUUCUCCGUAUCAUCUUUAAGACAGCUCUGAGGGAUCUCUUUGGUCUCUCAGUGCUGAUACGUGUCAAGUAUGAGUUGCGAAAGCAUCAGCGAGCCAAAAACACUAUUCCAAAGAUCUUCCACGAUGUCGUCCGCAGGCACCCUGACAAAGUGGCUCUGAUCUAUGAGUCCAAUGAUGAGAAAUGGACAUUCCGGCAGCUGGAUGAGUAUUCCAAUGCCGUGGCUAACUUCUUCUACCAGCAGGGGUUCCGUCUGGGUGAUGUCAUUGCCAUCUUCAUGGAGAGCCGUCCCGAGUUCGUGGGCCUCUGGCUUGGAAUGGCAAAAGUUGGUAUUGAGGCAGCUCUCAUUAACUUCAAUUUGCGUCUGGAUUCUCUGGUUUACUGUGUGACAACCUCAGGGGCAAAGGCUGUGAUCUUUGGAGGAGAGCUGGCUGCAGCAAUAUCUGAAGUGAAUGGGAUGCUGGGCAAGAACAUGGUGAAGUUCUGCUCUGGAGAUUUUAACCCAGAUUCUGUCCCUGUGGAGACUAAAUACCUUGAUCCUCUUCUGAGUACUGCAUCGAAAUCUCCUCCAGAUCAGAUUGAAGCCAAAGGUUUAGAUGAUCGGCUCUUCUAUAUCUACACAUCUGGCACGACAGGAAUGCCAAAGGCUGCCAUUGUGGUGCACAGCAGGUACUACCGCAUAGCUGCCUUUGGGUACUGUGCCUAUAGAAUGCACCCUGAAGAUAUCCUCUACAACUGCCUGCCACUAUAUCACUCAGCAGGUAACAUCAUGGGAGUCGGCCAGUGUCUAAUCCAUGGCGUCACUGUGGUUAUCAGGAAGAAAUUCUCAGCCAGUCGCUUUUGGGAUGAUUGUACAAAAUACAAAUGCACAAUUAUUCAGUAUAUUGGGGAGAUCUGCAGGUAUCUUCUGAACCAACCAGUACGGGAGGCAGAAGUACAACAUCACGUACGACUAGCAUUGGGAAAUGGAUUGAGACCUACCAUAUGGGAAGACUUUACAAGGCGCUUCAGAAUUAAACAGAUUGGGGAGUUCUAUGGAGCCACAGAGUGUAAUUGCAGCAUUGCUAACUUGGAUGGAAAGGUUGGAGCGUGUGGUUUCAACAGCCGGAUUUUGCCCAAUGUUUAUCCCAUUCGCUUGGUGAAGGUAAAUGAAGACACCAUGGAGCUGAUCCGUGACUCCAGUGGGCUCUGCAUCCCCUGCUGCCCAGGGGAGCCAGGCCUCCUUGUGGGUAGAAUAAACCAGCAGGACCCCUUGCGCAGGUUUGAUGGCUAUGUCAAUGAGAGUGCCACCAAUAAGAAGAUAGCAUGCAAUGUGUUCCAAAAAGGGGACCGGGCAUACCUUUCAGGAGACGUGUUAGUGAUGGAUGAACUUGGUUACAUGUACUUCAAAGACCGCAGUGGGGACACAUUUCGGUGGCGAGGGGAAAAUGUCUCCACCACGGAAGUAGAGGGAAUCCUGAGUCACAUCCUCAGUCAAACAGAUGUUGCAGUGUAUGGAGUGGAGGUACCAGGGGUGGAAGGGAAAGCUGGAAUGGCAGCAAUAGCAGAUCCAAAAGCUAAACUGAGUCCUAAUGCUUUGUAUCAGGAACUACAGAAGGAGCUGCCUCCCUAUGCACGGCCCAUCUUUCUUCGUCUCCUGCCCCAAGUUGAUACCACAGGCACGUUCAAAAUCCAGAAAACCCGUUUACAGAGAGAAGGAUUUGACCCUCAUCAAACAUCAGACCGGUUAUAUUUUCUUGAUCUAAAGUUGGGAAAAUAUGUUCCAUUGAAUGAGUGCCUCUUUGAGAGGAUCCGUGCCAGAAAGGUCACUCUGUGAUCUGGUCUGGGAUGUGUGUCUUGCAGGAAAUGCUACUGACUAGUUUAAGAAGGGACCCUGCCUGUGAAAGCGAGGGAUUCCUGCUAGAUAAGUAGUGCAAGGCCCUCUUGCAAUGCAUUGGCAACCGUGACAAAUUCAUUGGGGUGUAGGAUGAUGUCCUCACAUGUCUUAAUCACAUUAAUUUGUGAGCUAUUCCUAUCCUGGGCAUAGAUAUGCCAUUUCUCUACAGUUCUGUAUCUAGAGAUAUUUUUUUCUCUUUGUAACCACUACAAACUGAGGGACUCUGUGCAACAUGGGAGGUGUUUAUGGUCUGAAUUAUUUAUUGUAACAUCCUGAGGAUGUAACUGAACAGAAAUGAUAUGCCCUGAGCAAGUUUCCUUCUGCUUUAUCUCUCAACUUUAUGUUGCUAUCUAUAGACCUUUAGUUAGUAGCAUUAUUUUCUUCAGGUAGAGCCUUUGAUUGUCCCACCUCACAUUUCUCUUUUUUAACUACACAUCUAAGAUUCGCUGUAGUGGGAAGUUUCGCUCUGAAGUGUCUAUCAUUCAUUUACCUAAAGUAUUCUGUUUGUAUAAUGGGGCCUAGCACAAUGGGGUCCUGGUCCAUGACUGGGGGUCUAGGCAUUACAAUAAUAAAUAAAAAUAGGACUGGGAAUUAAUCAGAUUGUUGACCCCUGGAGUGCAGUCUGUGAAUCUUCACAAACUGUGGUCUGCAGAAUAAAUAGGUUGUUAGUUCACUGAAGAAAGUAGAUUGGGUGUAAAUGGCUAAAAAGCAUAAUUAGGGGCACAGCACAAAAGCUCAUGCUCAAAUAAAUUGGUUAGUCUCUAAGGUGCCACAAGUACUCCUUUUCUUUUUGCGAAUACAGACUAACAUGGCUGUUACUCUGAAACUCUGCCUAGGGACAUUAUGCCAGUGAACAAACAAUGUAUUUAAACUUGUUACUGGGCUAGGUAACAAUGAGGUAAAUGGCAGGUCUUGACAGAGGAGUCACAUGGUAAUGUUACACCUUUUAAUGCUAAUGUGAGGUCUUAGGAAAAGUUAAUUGUAAUGUUGCUGUGUAUUUUCUUUAAUUUUAUUUUUAUAUUUACUGGUAGUUUUCAUCUUUAAAUUGUGCUGCCCUCUGCUGGAAAUGAGUGGCAAUUGUUGAACACCAAUGAAGGCCACAUAUGACAAGACAAAUAGGAACAUAAUAAUUUUAAUGUCUACUCCAACCUCAAUUACAAUUUUAUUUUCUGUUUAAUGUGGGCAAGUCCAUUAACAGACAUUUCUGAUGUACUUGUUUUCCUUGAGCUUUUACCACAAUUAGAACUAAAUGUAACUCUUAAAAUUGGAGAAUUAAAGGGAUUGACUUUCACAGGUGCAUGUGUGCUGUACUCCACCUGUCCUAACAAUGGAUUAUUUUCUCAUUUUAAUCAUAGAAUCAUAGAAUAUCAGGGUUGGAAGGGACCUCAAAAGGUCAUCUAGUCCAACCCCCUGCUCAAAGCAGGACCAAUCCCCAACUAAAUCAUCCCAGCCAGGGCUUUGUCAAGCCUGACCUUAAAAACUUCUAAGGAAGGAGAUUUCACCACCUCUCUAGGUAACGCAUUCCAGUGUUUCACCACCCUCCUAGUGAAAAAGUUUUUCCUAAUAUCCAACCUAAACCUCCCCCACUGCAACUUGAGACCAUUACUCCUUGUUCUGUCAUCUGCUACCAUUGAGAACAGUCUAGAUCCAUCCUCUUUGGAACCCCCUUUCAGGUAGUUGAAAGCAGCUAUCAAAUCCCCCCUCAUUCUUCUCUUCUGAAGUCUAAACAUCCCCAGUUCCCUCAGCCUCUCCUCAUAAGUCAUGUGUUCCACUCCCCUAAUCAUUUUUGUUGCCCUCCGCUGGACAUUUUCCAAUUUUUCCACAUCCUUCUUAUAGUGUAGGGCCCAAAACUGGACACAGUACUCCAGAUGAGGCCUCACCAAUGUCGAAUAGAUGGGAAUGAUCACGUCCCUCGAUCUGCUGGCAAUGCCCCUACUUAUACAGCCCAAAAUGGCCGCCUUGGCAACAACGGCACACUGUUGACUCAUAUCCAGCUUCUCGUCCACUGUAACCCCUAGGUCCUUUUCUGCAGAACUGCUGCCUAGCCAUUCGGUCCCUGGUCUGUAGCUGUGCAUGGGAUUCUUCCGUCCUAAAUGCAGGACUCUGCACUUGUCCUUGUUGAACCUCAUCAGAUUUCUUGGCCCAAUCCUCUAAUUUGUCUAGAGCCCUCUGUAUCCUAUCCCUACCCUCCAGCGUAUCUACCUCUCCUCCCAGUUUAGUGUCAUCUGCAAACUUGCUGAAGGUGCAAUCCACACCAUCCUCCAGAUCAUUAAUGAAGAGAUUGAACAAAACUGGCCCGAGGACCGACCCUUGGGGCACUCCACUUGAUACCAGCUGCCAACUAGACAUGGAGCCAUUGAUCACUACCCGUUGAGUCCAACAAUCUAGCCAGCUUUCUGUCCACCUUAUAGUCCAUUCAUCCAGCCCAUACUUCUUUAACUUGCUGGCAAGAAUACUGUGGGAGACCGUGUCAAAAGCUUUGCCAAAGUCAAGGAACAACACGUCCACUGCUUUCCCCUCAUCCACAGAGCCAGUUAUCUCGUCAUAGAAGGCAGUUAGAUUAGUCAGGCCUGACUUGCCCUUGGUGAAUCCAUGCUGACUGUUCCUGAUCACUUUCCUCUCCUCUAAGCGCUUCAGAAUUGAUUCCUUGAGGACCUGCUCCAUGAUUUUUCCAGGGACUGAGGUGAGGCUGACUGGCCUGUAGUUCGCAGGAUCCUCCUUCUUCCCUUUUUUAAAGAUGGGCACUACAUUAGCCUUUUUCCAGUUGUCCAGGACCUCCCCCAAUCACCAUGAGUUUUCAAAGAUAAUGGCCAAUGGCUCUGCACUCACAUCCGCCAGCUCCUUUAGCACUCUCAGAUGCAACGCAUCCGGCCCUAUGGACUUGUGCUCGUCCAGCUUUUCUAAAUAGUCCUGAACCAAUUCUUUCUCCACAGAGGGCUGGUCACCUCCUCCCCAGGCUGUGCUGCCCAGUGCAAUAGUCUGGGAACUGACCUUGUUCGUGAAGACACAGGCAAAAAAAGCAUUGAGUACAUUAGCUUUUUCCACAUCUUCUGUCACUAGGUUGCCUCCCUCAUUCAGUAAGGGGCUCACACUUUCCUUGACUUUCUUCUUGUUGCUAACAUACCUGAAGAAACCCUUCUUGUUACUCUUAACAUCUCUUGCUAGCUGCAACUCCAGGUGUGAUUUGGCCUUCCUGAUUUCACUCCUGCAUGCCCGAGCAAUAUUUUUAUACUCUUCCCUGCUCAUUUGUCCAAUCUUCCACUUCUUGUAAGCUUCUUUUUUGUGUUCAGAUCAGCAAGGAUUUCACUGUUAAGCCAAGCUGGUCGCCUGCCAUAUUUACUGUUCUUUUGACUCAUCGGGAUGAUUUGUCCCUGUAACCUCAAUAAGGAUUCUUUAAAUUACAGCCAGCUCUCCUGGACUCCUUUCCUCCUCAUGUUAUUCUCCCAGGGGAUCCUGCCCAUCAGUUCCCUGAGGGAGUCAAAGUCUGCUUUUCUGAAAUCCAGGGUCCGUAUUCUGCUGCUCUCCUUUCUUCCCUGUGUCAGGAUCCUGAACUCGACCAUCUCAUGGUCACUGCCUCCCAGGUUCCCAUCCACUUUUGCUUCCCCUACUAAUUCUUCCUUUUUUGUGAGCAGCAGGUCAAGAAGAGCUCUGCCCCUAGUUGGUUCCUCCAGUACUUGCAUCAGGAAAUUGUCCCCUACACUUUCCAAAAACUUCCUGGAUUGUCUGUGCACUGGUGUAUUGCUCUCCCAGCACAUAUCAGGGUGAUUGAAGUCUCCCAUGAGAACCAGGGCCCGCGAUCUAGUAACUUCUGUGAGUUGCCGGAAGAAAGGCUCGUCCACCUUAUCCCCCUGGUCCAGUGGUCUAUAGCAGACUCCCACCAUGACAUCACCCUUGUUGCUCACGCUUCUAAACUUAAUCCAGAGACUCUCGGGUUUUUCUGCAGUUUCAUACCGGAGCUCUGAGCAGUCAUACUGCUCCUUUACAUACAAUGCAACUCCCCCACCUUUUCUGCCCUGCUUGUCCUUCCAGUUUAUAUCCAUCCAUGACAGUACUCCAGUCAUGUGAGUUAUCCCACCAAGUCUCUGUUAUUCCAAUCACAUCAUAAUUCCUUGACUGUGCCAGGACUUCCAGUUCUCUGCUUGUUUCCCAGGCUUCUUGCAUUUGUGUGUAGGCACUUGAGAUAACUCGCUGAUCGUCCCUCUUCCUCAGUAUGAGGCAGGAGCCCUCCCCUCUCGCGCGCUCCUGCUCGUGCUUCCUUCCGGUAUCCCACUUCCCCACUUACCUCAGGGCUUUGGGACUAAUCGUGUCGUCCCGAGCAGCUGAUUAUUCCCUUGUUUUAGAGGCAUUUGAACUUACCAUAUCUGGUAGUGGCAGCUACUGCUGGUGUAUCCAGCGAUGUGAUGCCUUAAAGGAACUUUCAGUGGACUAGUACCUUUUAUGCAAUUUAUACUGGAAGGACCAUAUUCUGUUCUGUAAAAAGAAAAGGAGUACUUGUGGCACCUUAGAGACUAACCAAUUUAUUUGAGCAUAAGCUUUCGUGAGCUACAGCUCACGAUUGAGCUGCAGCUCACGAAAGCUUAUGCUCAAAUAAAUUGGUUAGUCUCUAAGGUGCCCCAAGUACUCCUUUUCUUUUUGCGAAUACAGACUAACACGGCUGUUACUCUGAAACCUGUCAUUCUGUUCUGUUUCACCCUGGGCAGUUCCAAUUACAGUACUUCAAUAACACUACAUGGAACAUAAGAAAAAAUUUUAUUCUGCCCUUUCUCUGGUGGAGUUAAUGCUUCAUCUAAAAUAUUUUUAUAAAGUCUUGCGGAUGCUUUUGAAACACAUUGUUUUAAUGUUUAAUGCACUCAAGAAACUGGACCAUCACUAAUGGUUUAAAUACUGAAUGCAUCCGAUGAAGUGAGCUGUAGCUCACAAAAGCUUAUGCUCAAAUAAAUUUGUUAGUCUCUAAGAUGCCACAAGUCCUCCUUUUCUUUUUGUGAAUACAGACUAACACGGCUGCUACUCUGAAACUGGUUUAAAUACUGAUUUUUAAAAUCUGGAAUGUGCCUUUUUAUCAGGACAGGCACUAAAAAAAGUCAUUUAUGGUAAGAAUGAACCUAGUUAUCUGGAACUAUAACAUGCUCAAAAAGAAAAUGAGGGAGUCUGCAGCUUGGGAACUGAGCUGACCAGCCGCAGGCUAUAACUUUAAAUAUACUAAAGUUUCUUGUAGUUUAAAGGACCAUGUAUUGACUAAUUAAACUCUUAAAACAAAAUUUUUUUCAGUCUGAUCACUAUAUUGUCUAACUAUUAUUUGUUUUACCAAACUCAGAAAUAAAAACAAACACAUUAAAACAAA
This is a messenger RNA of Caretta caretta (loggerhead turtle), 7807 nucleotides long. It is a transcript of the gene SLC27A1, whose product is annotated as solute carrier family 27 member 1. Gene Ontology annotation, biological process: long-chain fatty acid import into cell; long-chain fatty acid metabolic process; medium-chain fatty acid transport. The record is from RefSeq and is a predicted model, not a curated record. Gene Ontology annotation, cellular component: plasma membrane; endoplasmic reticulum membrane; mitochondrial inner membrane. NCBI's taxonomy places the organism in Eukaryota, Metazoa, Chordata, Testudines, Cheloniidae. Gene Ontology annotation, molecular function: long-chain fatty acid transmembrane transporter activity; oleoyl-CoA ligase activity.